AUGUCUCACCAGAAAAAGCAGCCCACCCCAUGUCCCCCACCGGGUUGCGGAAAGACCUCUGGCGGCGGCGGCGGCGGCGGCGGCGGCGGCGGCGGCGGCGGCGGCGGCGGCUGCGGCUUCUAUAGCGGCGGUGGCGGGUCCAGUUGCGGAGGUGGCUCCUCCGGGGGCGGUUCCAGCUGCGGCGGCGGAAGCGGCGGCUGCGGCGGCGGCGGCGGCGGCAUCAAGUACUCCGGAGGCGGAGGUGGCUCCAGCGGCGGAGGUGGCUCCAGCUGCGGAGGUGGCUCCAGCUGCGGCGGCGGCUACUCAGGCGGCGGCUACUCAGGCGGCGGCGGGUCCAGCUGCGGCGGGGGCUCCGGAGGGGAUAUCAAGUACUCCGGUGGCGGCGGCUCCUCCGGAGGCGGCGGCUGCUACUCCGGGGGCGGCUCCAGCUGCGGUGGGGGCUCCUCCGGAGGCGGCGGCUGCUACUCCGGAGGCGACGGCUGCUACUCCGGCGGCGGCUCCAGCUGCGGUGGGGGCUCCUCCGGAGGCGGCGGCUGCUACUCCGGGGGCGGCGGCUACUCCGGCGGCGGCUCCAGCUGCGGUGGGGGCUCCUCCGGCGGCGGCGGCGGCGGCGGCGGCGGCUCCGGCUACUACUCUUCGCAGCAGACCACCCAGACCUCGUGCGCCCCGCAGCAGAGCUACGGAGGGGGAUCUUCCGGCGGCGGCGGCAGCUGCGGCGGCGGCUCCUCCGGGGGCGGCGGCGGCCCCAUCAUCUGCGGCGGCGGAGGCGGAGGCGGCGGCGGCUCCGGCCCCAUCUGCGGCGGCGGAGGCGGAGGCGGCGGCGGCUCCGGCCCCAUCUGCGGCGGCGGAGGCGGCGGCGGCCCCGGUCCCAUCUGCGGCGGCGGCUCCUCCGGGGGCGGCGGCGGCUCCUCCGGGGGCGGCUCUGGGGGUGGCAAGGGCGUCCCUAUCUGCCACCAGACCCAGCAGAAGCAGGCCCCUACCUGGCCAUGCAAAUAA
Messenger RNA from Castor canadensis (American beaver), 996 nucleotides. RefSeq names its product loricrin cornified envelope precursor protein (gene Loricrin). The record is from RefSeq and is a predicted model, not a curated record. Lineage: Eukaryota; Metazoa; Chordata; Mammalia; Rodentia; Castoridae. Gene Ontology annotation, cellular component: cornified envelope. Gene Ontology annotation, molecular function: structural constituent of skin epidermis.